Messenger RNA from Eruca vesicaria subsp. sativa (arugula), 681 nucleotides. Lineage: Eukaryota; Viridiplantae; Streptophyta; Magnoliopsida; Brassicales; Brassicaceae. The record is from the annotation of a GenBank genome assembly.
UAUUACCAUUUCUACACUUCUAGUGAUAAGAAUGUAAAAUAACUCACUCUUGGGGGCCUGAGAAAGGUAACGCUUGAACUCCGGCAGCAUGGUGGUGGUGGCAACGCCGGAGAUGGGAGCAUCCAGAGGAUGAGAAAUGUCAUUAGGAUUGAGCCUAGGGUAAGGACUAAGGAGCAUAUGUAGAGGAGUGAGGAGUUUUGGUCUCUGAUGCGGCGGAGUUCUUUGAGGAAUUAAGCGCUAAUCUGUUUGGCCGGAGACGUCGUAGGAAAAGGCCACCAGAAGAGUCUUCUUGGUGUGGAAGUUCUCACCGGAGAGGGAGAAACACUUGAAGGAAGAGGACUUGAUUAGCCAUGUCUCGAUUGCAUCCCAUACCCUCUUGGCGGUGCUCAUCCGCUGUCGAGGCCAGACUGCUUAGGAAUAUUAAGCGUGGUGGAGAGCUUAUGUGGAUGGAUUUGCUCAUAGUGGAUAUUAACGUGAGUGGUUUUUUGUUCUCUUCUUUGUAUCAAGCGUGCCGUUAUUAUUUCUCUGUGAGCUCUAGGCUGUUUAUAUGUUUGAUAUUAUUGUUUCCGGGGAACCUGAUCGUGUCUUACUUUUAAAAAUUUCCUUAAUGUUUUUUAGAUGCUGAUGUGCAUUGUUUCUUGAAUUUUUGUAAGCACAUGCAUAGAUAGAUAGGUCGUUGUG